Coccinella septempunctata (seven-spotted ladybird) is the source of this 4216-nucleotide messenger RNA. It is a transcript of the gene Nos, whose product is annotated as nitric oxide synthase. The coding region runs from base 232 to 3654 and encodes 1140 amino acids. Gene Ontology annotation, molecular function: nitric-oxide synthase activity; calmodulin binding; NADP binding. The record is from RefSeq and is a predicted model, not a curated record. The transcript has 21 exons. NCBI's taxonomy places the organism in Eukaryota, Metazoa, Arthropoda, Insecta, Coleoptera, Coccinellidae. Gene Ontology annotation, biological process: nitric oxide biosynthetic process.
UUUCAGUCUGCUCCGUUGUCAUUGUUCAGAGUUCAAUACCGAAGGUGAACACCAUCCUCUUCUUUAUCUCAGAUAAGACCAUUCUUCCAAAUCAGCAUCGUCUCUUUCCUCCCGUAGUUUUGCAGAGUCGUCAUCCUGGAUCUUUUUUCGAAAGUUAAAAAUACACUAUGUCCGGAGUUCGCAAAAGGAAAAAAUUCGAGUAGAGUUCCCGCAGUUCAUGAGAAUAAUAAAAUGGAAUCGAAUUCUACAGGCGGUUGUCCUGUUUUAAACAACAGGAAACCGGUGCGGUUGAAGAAUGUAUCCUCCAAAGCCGAAGCUUUCGACUCUCUGCAGACUGUAUCAGUAUGUGGGGAUACACCAUGUACAACCGCUUGCUGCUUAGGAAGUUGUAUGGCAUUGCCCAGUAGAACUUCUGCCAGGAAUACUGAGGAAAUAUUGAUCGACGCUAAGGACUUCCUCGACCAAUACUUCACUUCAAUAAGAAGGCUGAACAGCACUGCUCACAAGGCGCGUUGGGAACAGGUCCAGACAGAGGUGAAAGCCGGGGGAACUUAUCAGCUGACUGAAACUGAACUGAUUUAUGGGGCGAAAUUGGCGUGGAGGAAUGCCACGAGAUGUAUAGGCAGAAUACAAUGGUCCAAACUACAAGUAUUCGACUGUCGAUAUGUGACUACAACCAGUGGAAUGUUUGAAGCAUUAUGCAAUCAUAUCAAAUACAGCACCAAUAAGGGAAACAUAAGGUCCGCAAUAACAAUUUUUCCUCAGCGCACCGAUGGAAAACACGACUUCCGGGUGUGGAACGCUCAGCUUUUUGGAUACGCCGGUUACAAACAGCCUGAUGGAUCCAUUCUUGGCGACCCUAUGAAUGUGGAGUUCACCGAAGUGUGCUUGAAACUGGGCUGGAAGGGCCCUGGGACCAAAUGGGACAUUCUUCCCUUGCUACUUUCUGCCAAUGGUCAUGAUCCCGAUUAUUUUGACAUUCCUCCAGAACUGAUCCUUGACGUUCCAAUUGUGCAUCCGACUUAUGAGUGGUUCGAGGAAUUGGGUAUUAAAUGGUAUACUUUACCGGCAGUGGCUAACAUGAUGUUUGAUUGUGGAGGUGUGCAAUUCACAGCAGCCCCAUUCAAUGGAUGGUACAUGAGCACUGAGAUUGGCUGCAGAAAUAUAUGUGAUCCUCAUAGAAUGAAUAUGCUUGAGGCAGUUGCUUUGAGGAUGGGCCUCGACACCAGAACACCAGUUUCUUUGUGGAAGGAUAAAGCCAUGAUCGAGUGUAACGUAGCAGUUCUUCACAGCUUCCAACUCAAAGGAGUUACCAUAGUGGACCAUCACACCGCUUCAGAAUCUUUCAUGAAGCAUCUCGAUAAUGAGAAUAGGCUAAGAAAUGGAUGCCCAUCUGACUGGGUCUGGAUUGUACCACCGCUUUCAGGAUCUGCGACACCUGUCUUUCAUCAGGAGAUGGCACUGUACUAUCUGAAACCUUCCUAUGAAUACCAAGAGCCUGCCUGGAAGAGCCAUAUUUGGAAAAAAGGAAGAGGAGAAAAUAGAACUAGAAAACCCAGAAGAAAGUUCCAUUUUAAACAGAUCGCGAGGGCUGUUAAAUUCACCUCCAAACUGUUCGGCAAAGCUCUGUCAAAAAGGAUAAAGGCGACCAUAUUGUUCGCCACGGAAACUGGAAAGUCAGAAGCUUAUGCGCAAAAACUGGUGGAAAUAUUCGGCCAUGCCUUCAACGCCCAAAUUUAUUGUAUGUCGGAAUACGACAUUUCCAGUAUGGAACAUGAGGCUCUGCUACUUGUGGUAACUUCUACGUUUGGAAAUGGCGAUCCUCCAGAAAACGGAGAGGAUUUCGCGAAAAAUCUGUUCGCCUUGAAGGUUGCUGAAACUGAAGAUUCUAACAAUGCCCAAAAACUCAGUAUGGCUUCCUCGAAAUCUUUCAUCAAGGCGAAUAGCCAAACAGAAUUCACCGCUAUGAAAAAGUUAGAUAGGUUGGAUUCUCUAAAAGGAUCUACAAAUGAAACUUUGCUGGAGGACAAUUUUGGGCCUCUCAGCAACGUAAGAUUUGCCGUAUUUGCCCUUGGAUCAAGCGCUUAUCCCAACUUCUGCGCCUUUGGGCAAUAUGUGGAUAACCUUCUUGGAGAGUUGGGGGGAGAGAGACUGCUGAAAAUGUCGACGGGCGAUGAGAUGUGUGGGCAAGAACAAGCCUUCAGAAAAUGGGCACCGAAUAUUUUCAAGGUUGCUUGCGAAACAUUCUGCUUAGAUGAUGACGACACCUUGAAUGAAGCCACAAAAUAUCUCCAACUGCAAUCUCUCAGUGAGGGAACCGUUCGUUUUGUCAGUGGUAAAGCAGAAAGUCCGAAGGAGUCCUUAAUUAAGAUGCACAGUAAAGAGAUCCAUGGCACUAAGAUUCUAGGUAGGAUAAAUCUCCAUGGCGAGAAAGCCUCUAGAGCCACCCUGCUGGUCCGGUUCGAGAAAGUGAGCAUGACCUACAGUCCGGGCGACCAUAUGGGGGUGUUUGCGGUGAAUAGGGCAGAGAUCGUGGAUGGCAUCCUCGAGAGGUUGCAAGGAGUGGAUGAUCCGGACGCUCCUGUCGAAUUACAGAUUCUGCAGGAGUUACAGACGUCCAACGGCAUACAAAAGAAUUGGAAACAGCACGAAAAGAGACCAGUUUGCUCUGUGAGGGAGAUGUUUAUGCGAUAUCUGGAUAUCACAACACCACCAACACCGAAUCUUCUUCAAAAUUUUGCUUCCAUUGCGAACGAUGAGGAUCGCAAGAGACUAGAAAUGCUUGCUUCGGAUUCAACGGAAUACGAGGACUGGCGCCAUUAUAAUUUCCCAAAUUUGCUAGAAGUCCUUCAGGAGUUCCCUAGUGUGAAUCCUUUCGCUCCACUCCUCAUCGCUCAACUCCCUGUGUUGCAACCUAGGUUCUAUUCUAUUUCCUCCAGUCCUUUGAAACAUCUCAAGGAGGUGCAUCUUACUGUUGCCAUAGUUCAGUACCAUACGAGGGAUGGAACUGGACCAAGGCAUUACGGAGUAUGUUCGAAUUUCCUGAACGAAAUCAAAGUUGGAGAAGAAGUUUGGGUUUUCAUCAGGAGGGCCCCUAAUUUCCACCUCCCAGAAGACUUGAGUAAACCAAUAAUUGUUGUGGGACCAGGAACGGGUAUAGCGCCUUUCAAAGGGUUUUGGGAGCAUAGACACAUGUUAUCGUUGGAUAACCACAAACUUGGAAAAAUGCUACUAUUUUUUGGUUGUAGAACUAAGGAAUUGGACCUGUACAGAGACGAGAAAGCCGACGCUGUCGCUAGAAGAAUCAUCGACAAAACCUUUUUGGCCUUAUCCCGUGAACCUGGAAGACCUAAGAUGUAUGUUCAAAAUUUGAUACUUGAGAACGCAGCCGAAAUUUUCCGAAUACUCAUCCUGGAAGAGGGCCACUUUUAUGUGUGCGGUGACUGUACAAUGGCCGAAGAUGUAUUGAGAACACUCAAGGGAAUUAUACAAAAAUUCGGUAACCUGGAUGAAGUCAAAGUUGACAAAUAUCUUCUCAAGUUGAGAGAUCAAAAUAGAUACCAUGAGGACAUCUUCGGUAUAACAUUGAGGACUGCGGAAAUUCAUAAAAGUUCCAGGGAAUCUGCGAGACAGAGGAUGGCUUCAGAACCUUGAAAAAAUGGAAUAUAUCCAUCUAUAUAUAAGCAUAUUAUGAGGAAAAUGCAAUCUUCAAAAAAUUUCACAUUGUGAUACUAUCAGCUAAAUUGGCUGAAUAUAAUUAGGGGUGGUGUUUCAAGAAUUUUCAUAUAAAAAAUCUGUCGGUGCCUCUUUGAUGGAAUCCGAUUAUCAAUAAUAAAUCGCAAAUUUCCUGUAAUAUUCAUGUAGUAAUACAAUAUCCUAUUUUCCUUAUUCGUUCAGACUAUUUCUGAGCAGUCACUGAAAUAAAAGAAGGAUUCAAUUUCAUUGAUAUUGGGAAAUAUUAUAUAAUCAUAUUGCAUUUCGAUCAUAUUUACAGAACAGGGGAUUUUUCCAAAAACUUUUUUGCGCACUACUUAGAGUAUAAAUAUAAAUAUUAAUCAAACUAGGGAGCGAAUUUCUUGUACAUAACUGCACAAAGUUCAAUUUCAAUUCUAUAAAUUUUGAAAAAUCAGUUGAUAAUUAUUGUUGAUGUUGAAUUAAAAAUGUCAUCGAAUUUAUCUAAAGCAUAAGGGAAAAUGAAAUAAACAAAUUACUUCAA